Molecule: messenger RNA, 4459 nt
Organism: Salmo salar (Atlantic salmon)
Lineage: Eukaryota; Metazoa; Chordata; Actinopteri; Salmoniformes; Salmonidae
Product: E3 ubiquitin-protein ligase TRIM21-like
Molecular function (GO): zinc ion binding; protein binding
Source: RefSeq, a predicted model, not a curated record
UGAAACAUAUGUUACUAAACAUGCUGUAUGUCACACACAUGAAUAAACUCUUAAACUCUUCAGAAAUCUCUCUUAAACCGCUACACAGCUUCCUAUGUUUUUUAAACUACAGAAAAUACUAGAGAAAAAUCUGAGAACACGCUUACACUCUUUUACACAGGCACAGAUAUGGCUUCAUCCAGCAUUCUACUUUCUGAAGACCAGUUCCUGUGCUCCAUCUGUCUGGAUGUGUUCACUGAGCCAGUCACCACUUCAUGUGGACACAACUUCUGCAUGGUCUGUAUCACAAAGUACAGGGAUAGCAAGGACCUGUACCAAUGUCCACUGUGUAAGGAGAAGUUCUACAGACAACCUGUGUUUCGUGUUAACACAACGUUCAGAGAGGUUGUAGAGAAUUAUAGAAAGAUGAGAGACAGAAGUAAACAUGAGUCCCCUGCCAUACCUGGAAAAGUGCCCUGUGACGUCUGCACUGGGACGAAGCGCAAGGCCCUGAAGUCUUGCCUGGUGUGUCAGACCUCUUACUGUGAGACUCACCUGGAGCCUCAUCAGAUAGCCCCACCCUUAAAGAGACACAAACUGAUCGACCCUGUGGAGAACCUAGAAGACCGGAUGUGUAAGAAGCAUGACAGACUCCUGGAGCUGUUCUGCAGGACUGACCAGACAUGUGUGUGUCAGUUCUGCACUGAGGGAGACCACAAGACUCAUGACACUGUCCCUAUAGAGGAAGAGUGUGGAGAGAGGAAGGCUCAGCUGGGGAAAUCUGAAGCAGAACUGCAGCAAAUUAUCCAGGAGCGACUGAAGAAGGUUAAAGACAUCAAACUCUCAGUAGAUCUCAGCCAGAGAGAUGCAGAGAGGGAAAUAGCAGAGAGCUUGCAGGUCUUCACUGCUCUGGUGCGCUCCAUUGAGAAAAGUCAGGUUGAGCUUCUUAAAGUGAUUGAGGAGAAGCAGAAAGCAGUAGAGAGGAAGGCUGAAGGGCUCAUUAAAGAGUUGGAGCAGGAAAUCACUGAGCUAAAGAGGAGAAGCACUGAUCUGAAGCAGCUCUCACAGACUGAGGACCACCUCCAACUUCUCCAGAGCUUCCUAUCUCUAGUGUGCACCCCUCAACCCACCAAGGACUGGUCUGAGAUCAGUGUUCACAGUGAUCUGUGUGUGGGGACUGUGAGGAGAGCUGUGUCCCAGAUGGAAGAAGCACUGAGUAAAGAGAUGGAGAAGCUGCCUGAAGUCAAACUGCAGAGGAUUCAGCAGUAUGCAGUGGAUGUGACUCUGGACCCUGAUACAGCAAAUCUCUACCUCAUCCUGUCUGAGGAUGGGAAACAAGUAAGACGUGGAAACACACCACAGAAUCUUCCUCCCAAUUCAAAAAGGUUUGAUGGUCAUCGGUUUGUCCUUGGAAAGGAUGGCUUCUCCUCAGGAAGAUUUUACUAUGAGGUGACGGUUAAGGGUAAGACUAGAUGGAAUUUAGGAGUGGCCAGAGAGUCCACUGACAGGAAGGGGAAAAUGAAAAUGAGAACUGAAGAUGGACUCUGGACUGUGUCCCGGAUCUAUGAGAAUGUGUACAAAGCUGGUACCUCCCCCUCCGUCGUCCUCUCCCUGAGAGAGAAGCCCCAGAAGGUGGGGUUAUUUGUGGACUAUGAGGAGGGUCUGGUCUCCUUUUAUGAUGUGGAGGCCAGGUCUCAUAUCUACUCUUUCACUGGCUGCACCUUUACUGAGAAACUCUUUCCAUUCUUCGGCCCCUCUGAUAAUGAUGAUGGUAAAAACUCAGCCCCUCUCAUCAUCUCUCCUGUCAAUCACACACACUGAUUCAACGAUGGGGAGGGAACAGAUAAUUAACUAAUUACAUUCACAAAUCAUUGAAUAUAUCAGUUUAGAAAUGAUCAUAUUUAUCCAGUUUACAUGACACAUGAUUAGAAUUUCCAUGGAUGUCCUCUGUAAUCUCAUCAUCAAAUGAAAAUUGAAACUUCUUUACUCUGUUAGGGACAGAUUGAGUAUUACUUGUUAAGGGGUCAUCCAAAAUAUGGGAGGUUUGUCAAACAUUUUUUAUUGCUUUGGAGAGGGUUGUGUGGGCUUUGGGGGUUACAGGGGAGGGUAGUGUAUUUUUUUCCCGGGUUUACAUUCACCAUUCUGCUCGUAUUUUCCCUACAAACAGUGGCUUGACUUAACUUUAUUAGAGUAAUAUCAAAAGUUAGAAAUAUUUGGGGAAGGUUUGGUAUGGUGUAGCUCUUAUUAAGCCUUAGCUACUGCAGGCCUGUGAUAUGAAGGCAGUGCCCCCCGGUGCUCCAGCUGACUCCGACAGUUGAACUUGAGGUGAGGGAGACAGUUUCAGGCCUACCAGAGUUACUCCAUUAAUCUACCAAUAUAAUGCUCAUCAUUAUACAAAAUAUUCAGAUUGAAAGCCUAUACAUUUGCCCCCCUUCUGUGUGUCUAUAUCCGUGUAGCAGAUGCAGUAGCCAUCUGCCAUAAAAAAAUGCAUGUCAGUGUCGUAGCAUGCCACCAGCAUAUCUCUCUCUGGGGUUAGGCCUAAGCUUAUUUUCCUAUAUAUAUGCUGCGUGUAUAUAUAUAUAUAUAUUUAUUUAAAUGUUAAUAUCAUACAGUGGACACCUAAGCCUUUGCAAUGCCCUGAUACAUUUAGUAAUCAAAUCUCUGACAGCUGAACCGUAAGGUGGACAACAAUUUUUUUAGGAAAGUACCUCCCAAAAAUAAAAAAUGAAUUGGCUAUAAAGUUUUGCACAUGCUACACAUCGAAACACAACAAAUAGUGUUCUGUAAAUUGUUAUAGUCUGGUUUUAAUUACACGUAAAUAUGGUUUAAUUAGCCAACUUUCCUCAUUUAUUGAAGGCGCUGGCUGUCCAGGUUGGAUUUGAAUGCAUAUAGAUGUUACAUUUCUCAAAUGUCUGGUAAAUUAAACAUUUUCCUGUCAUGUUGUCCAGCGCCAGAAAUGGCACAUUGAAAAAGGUUUUAGAAUAAAUUCAAACAAACCUUUGUUUCAUCACAAAACCGGAGAGAAACCUUUGUCCAGUGAAGUCCCCAAAGCAUAUUGCAUGGAACAAACAGCUACAUGACCUACAGCAAGUUAGCAUUUCUGACAUUUUCGGACCACUAAUGAUUUAGAACCACGGAGAGUUACAGCAAGACGCAAAGACAACAGGAGCUGCCUCCACUAUUCCAGCACCAUUUCAACUUCAACAUUUCAACAUCAUCUUAUGUUUAGUCUAAUACAGUGACAACUAAAAGAUACCAAAAACAAUUUAGUCCAAUCAACAUAAGCUAAAUAUGAUGUGGCUGUCCAUGGUUCUAAUUUCUGUAUGUGUUUAUGUGUGUAUGUACAGAAACUCCAAUGCUAUCCUCUCUUUCAUGGAGGUGAAACGGUCUAUCACUCUGUCAUACGGUACACACAUUGUUUUUUGUUGUCCUAGGCUACUUGGCUACAAUGCUUGCUCGCUAGUUUAACUUCAUUUCAUGGGCAACGUUAGCUAGUUACAGUAACAUUAGCCUUCUACAUCAAGCUACAUAUUGAACUUCCAUCCUCUCAGGCCAGGGGCACUAUGUAUGUAUUUAUGGUUGGAUCAGAAUCGCCAUUAAAAUCAGUGUCCAGUAUGGAGAAUUAAGUAAAACCACAAGUCCAAAUCCCUAUCUCCAUCCAUGGUUAAUUUAGGAAAGAGACAAUUUUAUCUAGUGAGCUAGCCACCGGAGGACAACAACACAAAGAGAUGCAAGAAUUCAAGUUGUUUCUGUCAAUGACGUAUGCUCUCGAUGCGAUUGGAGAGAAGCCAAAUCCAAAUCAGCUUCUAUUGACACUUUUUUUUGGUGCGCCAGGACCAUUCACAGUUGAGCUCACUCAGUUUAGCACUGAUUGGCUAUUAUUUCAUACUUUUUUAUCAAGGGAGGCCAAAUGCUCGCUGGCUUCCCUUGCAUUCAAUGCUAUGGGCGGCAACAAUGUUAUACUCUUUUGGACCAGACAGCAUCAGAUAGAUGUCCUACACAUACUGAGACAGAGCGACGCUGUUUCGCUCGUGCUGAUGUUUCUCCGGUGAGAUACAUUCAGCCUCUUGCGAAUUGAAGGAAAAUGAUGAAACUAAGAGAGACGAUAGAUCAAUUAUUUUAUAUGUUUUCAUUUUUCUCUUGGUCCAUGAAUAUAUUAAUACAGAAUUACAAUCUCAUGAUGCAGUAAUGACCCAAUGUUGCCACGAUUUAGGGAUUUACGGCCUGUACAGGUCUGGAACGAUGCACCCAUUUGAUUGUAUUUUAACCAAAGCUCAAGAUCACAGUCUUGGCAUCGUAAAGGACCAUAACUGUAUUACCAUUAUUGCUCUUUGUUUUUGUUGUCAAUUGUCUGUCAGUGUUUUAUCUGUUGUUGCUUAUGGAUGCUGUGUGGGUUGUCUGCCACCAAGUGGCAUGUUUUGUUAUGUCCUGCAGAUUUGUUUUAUAAACUCCAAUAAAAUAUAUGAAAGAGACAAACUUA